AUUAUUAUAAGCCUUAUGAUGAAGUGUUUCUUGAGUGAGGGGAUAAUUAGUCAAUGGUAUUAAUCAAUUAGCCAUGGCACCGAAAGGUAACAACGUUGUCCCAAACGGACAUUUCCACAAAGAUUGGCAAAGAUAUGUUAAAACUUGGUUCAACCAACCAGCAAGAAAGAAGCGACGACAUGAUACUAGGUUGAAGAAAGCUCGACGUAUCGCGCCACGACCUGCAGCUGGUCCACUCAGACCAAUUGUACGAUGCCCUACAUUUAAAUACAAUUCCAAGAGAAGAAUGGGAAAAGGAUUCUCUUUUGAAGAAUUAAAGGCUGUCAAAGUCAGUUGGAAAGAAGCCUUAGGUAUUGGAAUUGCUGUAGAUUUCAGACGAAAAAAUAAGUCUGUGGAAUCACUUCAAGAAAAUGUUCAAAGACUAAAGGAAUACAAAUCGAAAUUGAUCUUGUUCCCUAGAAACAAAAAGAAGGUCCGAGCUGGCGAAGCUUCUUCUGAAGAAGUCAAGAUGGCUACCCAAUUGACAGGAAAGUUGAUGCCAGUGAAAUCUUCAUUUAAACCCGACAAAGCUCGUGCGGUCACUGCCGAGGAAAAGAAAUCAUCGGCUUACCAACAAAUUGUUCGUGCUCGUAAAGAAGAGAGAUUCGUUGGUGUCCUCAACAAGAUUAGAAAGAGGAAAUACGCCAGAGCUAAGGUCCGAAAGGCAAAGAAAGACGGAACAUACAAAAAGGAAGAUAAGGGAAAGGGAACCAAACCCAAACGAAAAUAAAUUAAGACACUUGCUUCAAAAUAAAAAAAAAUAUAUGAAAGUUGCUUUUUUAAAAUGGAUAUUUGUUACACAAGAAAUAUUCCUAUGGAUUCACUUUAAGGCCCUUCCCAAUUUCCUAUCAAAAAUAUUGAUGGUGUUCCCCAAAGCUAGAAUGACAAUCCCUUGCAUUCAUGUGCACCCUGGAGUAAAGAAAUGAUGCCCAGCACUGAGAUUAUUUGACAAAUCUGUGUCCAGGGAUUUUUGGGUCUGAAGAUUUAAACCAAAGGCUUAUGAGAUUUAUUUAAAUAAAACAAAUAUCAUUUCAUAUUAUGACAUUGCACAUUAAAUUAAAAUAAAAAAAAAUGUUGAUUG
Molecule: messenger RNA, 1120 nt
Organism: Lottia gigantea (owl limpet)
Lineage: Eukaryota; Metazoa; Mollusca; Gastropoda; Lottiidae
Exons: 4
Coding region: 74-769 (231 amino acids)
Biological process (GO): translation
Cellular component (GO): ribosome; cytosolic large ribosomal subunit
Molecular function (GO): RNA binding; structural constituent of ribosome
Source: RefSeq, a predicted model, not a curated record